UCAUCUCCUUCUUGUGAAAACAUAAGAAAAAAUUCUCUCUCUACUUUCUCUCUCUAAAACCAGAAGCUUUCUCUUUAUUAUUGCAGCGAACUUGAGCUAGGGUUUACUUGCUGGUUGAAAAUGUGUGGCGGAGCGAUUAUAUCCGAUUUUAUUCCGACUAAUCGGUCUAGGAGGAUCACUCGUAACCAGAUAAAAUCGCCGUUUAUCGACAUUGAUGACGACUUUGAAGCCGAUUUUCAGGAGUUCAAGGAUGAAUCAGAUGAAGGGGAGGAGGAUAUCAAGCCUUUCGCUUUUCCAAAAGGGGGAAUCACUGAACAAGGUGGGUAUUUGAAGGUCCCAGAGCUGAAGACUUCAUCCUUGCCCGAGAGGAGCGCUAAGAGGAAGCGCAAGAACGUGUUCAGGGGCAUUCGCCAGAGGCCAUGGGGCAAAUGGGCGGCUGAGAUCAGAGACCCUGGCAAGGGGGUACGUGUAUGGUUAGGAACAUUCAACACCGCCGAGGAGGCCGCACGUGCCUACGACGCCGAGGCCCGGCGCAUACGCGGCCCCAAGGCCAAGGUCAACUUCCCCAAUGACCCCGUUCCGCACGUGCCCAAGAAGGCCAAGCGAUCACCACCCAUUGCGAUCGGCGCUUCGGGACCGUCCGAUGUGGUCCAUAUCUUCUCCGAUCAAGGGAGCAACUCCUUCGACUGUACGGACCUAUCGUGGGACCAAAACGAGGUGAACGAGAUAUCAUCUGGGCUGGCCACGUGUCCCGAGGGGUCUGAGCUGGCAUCAACUGACGUGGACGGAGGGGGCCUUGAUCUUUCGUGCAAAGUUUCGGCGAAAAGUGAGGGCGACAUGAACGGUAAUCCGGCGGAGAAGUUAUCGGAGGAGCUGUCGGCUUUUGAGUCGUAUAUGAAGUUUUUUCAGAUUCCUUACCUCGAGGGGGUAGAGGAGAGGGUGCCUGUGGCGGACACGUGUCAGGACGGAGGAGGGUCGAUGGACCUCUGGAGCUUCGAUGAUCUGCCGUUCAUUGAGGGCACCGCAUUCUGAUGACCAUCCGUCUCUUGUGUGUAUAUAUCAAAAGACACAGGGAAGGAGCGGAGUUGGUGUGAUUCGAUGCUGGUGCGGCGCUCCUUAUGUUUGGUGGUUUCAGUUUCAAUCUUUGUCCAAGUGUUGCUUUUACUUUAAAGUAGGUUAAACUAUGUUUCGGACCUAUUGGAUGGCAUAUAUGAAUACUUGUGUUCACUGAAGUUUUCUUUGUUUUCUCAUAUGCAUAGUAUGGGAUUAAGGACCUCAGAUGUUGUGGGUAUGGGGUGAAAUGUGUGAUGUCUAGGUACAGGACUCUGGUAUUGUAGCUUGUAAUUUGUGAAAAUUGCUUAUAUCUGUUUUCUUCGCUUUUUUUAA
Amborella trichopoda is the source of this 1386-nucleotide messenger RNA. RefSeq names its product Integrase-type DNA-binding superfamily protein (gene ERF73). Gene Ontology annotation, molecular function: DNA binding; DNA-binding transcription factor activity. The record is from RefSeq and is a predicted model, not a curated record. Lineage: Eukaryota; Viridiplantae; Streptophyta; Magnoliopsida; Amborellales; Amborellaceae. Gene Ontology annotation, biological process: ethylene-activated signaling pathway; regulation of DNA-templated transcription.